ACAACCGGUUUACAUUAAGUUCCGGGUUUUGACUGGACAGUUCUUUCUCUAAGCUCUCUCAGAUUUGCCUUCAACUGCUUUUACAAAAUGUCAGAAAUCUCUGAAAUCGAUGAAGGAUUCUACUCCCGACAACUUUAUGUUCUGGGCCACGAGGCGAUGCACCGAAUGGGCUCAGCCAAGGUCCUCAUAGCAGGAAUGAAAGGUCUGGGAGUAGAAAUUGCCAAGAAUGUGGUCCUGUCCGGAGUUAAACAUGUCACUGUCCAGGACGAAGGAAUGACAACAUGGAGCGACCUGUCAUCUCAGUUUUUCCUGAAGGAGUCUCAUCUUGGUCAGAACCGGGCUGCAUGCUCGGUACAACAGUUGGCAGUUUUAAACCCGCAUGUGGUUGUGGAACAAUAUACUGGACCACUAGAUGAAAACCUUCUUCUGCAAUAUCAGGUAGUGGUCCUCACUGACUCCUCAUUGGAGGAUCAGAAGCGUUUUGGGGAGCUGUGUCAUUCACAUGGGAUUAAGUUCAUUGUAGCAGACACCAAGGGGCUCUGUGGUCAGCUGUUCUGUGACUUUGGGGAGAAAUUUGAGGUCUUGGACCGGGAUGGAGAGAUGCCUGCAUCAGUGAUGAUACAAUCUAUUUCUAAGGAUAAUCCUGGAGUGGUGAUCUGCACAGAUGACCAGAAGCACGGACUCUCAGAUGGCGAUAAAGUUAUUUUUUCUGAAGUGCAAGGCAUGACAGAACUAAACAAUAUGGGCCCCGUGGGAAUUAAAGUCCGGGGCCCGUAUUCCUUCAGCAUUGGUGACACUUCAGCCUUUUCUGAGUAUGAACGGGGUGGAGUGGUGAAUGAGGCUAAACAGCCAGUCCUGCUAAAUUUUAAACCACUGAGUGAGGCUUUACAGGACCAUGAUCUGCUGGUAAUGAACGACUAUGGAAAAAUAUCUCGGCAUCAGACCCUGCACUUGGCUUUCCAAGCACUCCAUAGCUUUGUGAAGAAAGAAAAGCGACUCCCUGGUCUCUGGUCCCAGUCUGAUGCAGAUUACCUGCUAACCAUAGUGAGAGAGCUAAAUGAAGUCGCACAACUGGAAGAGCUAGAUGAGGUCACAGUACAAAGCCUGUCGUACACAGCCCAGGGGGAUUUGGCUCCCAUCAAUGCUUUCAUAGGAGGCUUGGCUGCUCAGGAAGUCAUUAAGGCAUGCAGUGGGAAAUUCACACCUCUUCAGCAGUGGCUAUAUUUUGAUGCACUGGAGUGCCUGCCUGAGGAUCAGCCGACAGAAUGCUCAUUUGCGAUGAACGGCACAAGGUAUGAUGGACAGAUUGCUGUGUUUGGCUCCGCGUUCCAGGAGAAGCUUCAACGGCAGAAGUAUUUCCUGGUUGGAGCUGGUGCUAUCGGCUGUGAGCUUCUUAAAAACUUUGCCCUUAUGGGGCUUGGUGCAGGAGAUGAUGGACACAUCACCAUAACAGACAUGGACUCAAUAGAAAGAUCCAACUUGAACCGCCAAUUCCUGUUCAGGACUCAUGAUGUCGGGAAACCUAAAUCAAAAGUUGCAGCCAGAGCUGCGUGUGACAUAAACCCACAGAUGAGAAUCACAGCGCACCAGAAUCGCCUGGAUGCUGACAGUGAAGGAGUAUACGACUACUGCUUCUUCAUGGGCCUCGAUGGAGUGGCUGCAGCCCUUGACAACGUGGAAGCCAGGGUCUAUCUUGAUGGACGCUGUGUGCAACACCAGAAGCCAAUGCUGGAGGGGGGCACUCUAGGGACCAAAGGUCACACCCUGGUGGUGGUUCCUCACCUGACGGAGUCUUAUGGACCGAAUAAAUCAAGUUCUAGCAAUGCUAUCCCGCUGUGUACUCUCAAGAACUUCCCCCACCGCAUUGAGCACACAUUGCAGUGGGCGAGGGACCAGUUUGAAGGACUGUUCAAACAGACACCUGAAAAUGUAAAUUUCUUCUUGAGGGAUACGGCAUUUAUUAAGCGAACUCUAGAUCUUGGUGACACUGAGGCCUUGGAGAUUCUCGGAGGAGUGUGGAGCAGCCUGCAUGACAUGGAAGCUGGAGGACAGCGUCCAAAGUCCUGGGAAGACUGUGUGCGCUGGGCACGUUGCAAGUGGGAGACCCUGUUUAACAACGAAAUCCGUCAGCUUCUGCACUGUUUCCCUCCCGAUGAGAAGACCACUCAUGGCUUGCCGUUCUGGUCUGGAUCCAAGAGAUGCCCUCACCCCCUGACGUUUGAUCCUAGCAUUACUACUCAUAUUGAGUACGUGAUGGCUGGAGCUAAUCUGUAUGGGCAAAUCUAUGGGAUCAAAGGGACAAGGGACUUGACCUCCAUCAGAGGAAUCUUAGAAAAUAUCCAUGUGCCAGCUUUCACUCCCAAGUCCUCUGUGAAGAUCCAUGUUACUGACAAGGAGAUGGAGGAGGAGAAAAAACGUGAAUGCGAUGAUGCGGAAAAGGUCAGACUUGAGGAGUUGAAAGGAAAGUUGACCUCGCCCUCUCUGAAGAGCUCAGCUCAGAUGUACCCUAUCGACUUUGAGAAGGAUGAUGACAGCAAUUUCCACAUGGACUACAUUGUUGCUGCAUCUAACCUGAGAGCAGAAAACUAUGACAUCCCUGCAGCUGAUCGUCACAAGAGUAAGCGCAUUGCCGGAAGGAUCAUCCCUGCCAUAGCCACCACGACAGCCGCGGUGGCAGGCCUCAUGUGCCUGGAGCUGUAUAAGCUGGUUCAGGGUCACCAAAAGAUCAGCUCUUACCGCACGGCUUACAUCAACCUGGCCGUCCAGUACUUUGUCAUGUCCCAGCCGAGCCGGCCUCAGCAGUUUGAAGUUGCAGGAAAGAAAUUCAGCCUGUGGGAUGACUUCCUCGUUGAGGGCAGAAGAAGUGGUCAGCAGGAAAUGACCUUGGAGGAUCUGUUCCAGUGUAUCAGGGAAAAGUGCAACUUGAAUGUCUGCAGUCUUUUCUAUGGGAAUUCUGUCUUAUUCAAUGGACACAAAGAGAGGCUGAAGAAGAGGGUGUCUGAUGUAGUGAAGGAGGUAACAAAGGAAGACAUCCCUCCACAUAAGAAGAUGCUGGAAUUAAUCCCGUCAUUUUCUGAAGACGAGGACUGCGAGUCAGUCCCAACGAUCAGAUACCUUUACUUGUGAUACCAUCGGCACAGUUUCAGUACAUAUGAGUUUCAUGGAUCUGCUGCUGUGUAACAAGGGGAAUUCUCAGGAUCUAACAUUUAAAAAUGAACAGAUUUUAUUACCCGAGCUUGAUAUUUGAAUGAUUUUCUUCUGCGUUUUUAUUCCUCGUGUUUUUAAAUUAUUGAAAUGGCAUGAUUUUUGUUAGACUGCAUUCUUUGUUGUGUUAAUGAUCUAUGUUUAAAAAACACUGAUAUAUCGAUUUAUAAAUCAUUUUACCGAAAAUGAGGAAUCUUGGCAAACUGCACUCUUUUACCUAAAGUUUUGAGAAGUUGUGAAGUUGCAAAGACAUACAUGAUAGAUCUCGCACUACUGGGCCAGUGUUGGUAAUUUGGCUUAAGUUAAGGUCAUGCUGUGCACAGUGUUUGUGGAUACGGAAGAUAUACUGCCAUAUGUUCAGAGUGGAGAAGCCAAAGUCAUUUAGCAGGAUUUCAUCUGUCCUCAGCAUGCUUCUGUACAUUCCCCGCCCCUUUCUGCAGAUUUCUGCAGUUUCACUCCACACCCUCACAUUAACAGGCUGACAUUAUUAGCACGCUCUUGAUGCUCUUGUCUGAAUUUGAUUUAUAUAAAGUGAAUCAGCUCUGUAAUUUUCUCUGCAACUACUUAAUAUAUGUCUUCAACUUUACCUUGUAAUUUGCAUGAUGAUGCAAUUUGCGAUUACAUUCAGUUGGAACAAUAAAAUGCCUCUUUGAGGAACAAGUUA
Messenger RNA from Haplochromis burtoni (Burton's mouthbrooder), 3868 nucleotides. It is a transcript of the gene uba7, whose product is annotated as ubiquitin-like modifier activating enzyme 7. Gene Ontology annotation, molecular function: SUMO activating enzyme activity. Gene Ontology annotation, biological process: protein sumoylation. Bases 88 to 3126 code for a protein of 1012 amino acids. The record is from RefSeq and is a predicted model, not a curated record. Gene Ontology annotation, cellular component: cytoplasm; SUMO activating enzyme complex. NCBI's taxonomy places the organism in Eukaryota, Metazoa, Chordata, Actinopteri, Cichliformes, Cichlidae. The transcript has 24 exons.